Molecule: messenger RNA, 1026 nt
Organism: Racocetra persica
Lineage: Eukaryota; Fungi; Glomeromycota; Glomeromycetes; Diversisporales; Gigasporaceae
Source: the annotation of a GenBank genome assembly
AUGGGAAUUUCUCAGGAAAGGAAAGUCUUUGAGCGCGAUAAUGGUACGAUAGUUACACAUCUCAAAAAAUGUGUACAUUUUACGCAACAAACAACACCCGAGGAAAGAAAAAAAGUUUUUGAUUUAUCCAAUAAUGAACAAACUAAGCGACCAAGUUCACCAUAUGAUACCACGUCUAAUUCAUCACAAUCGUCUAACCGAAAGGUUAUUGUACGAUCGUCUUCUUUUGGCCUACUUGACAACUAUUCUGUUAGACCAUUAUCGCGGCAAGAUUAUGAAAAAUUUAAGGUUCUUUUGUUAAGAUUAACAAUAUCUUGCGGUUGGUCUUUUAAUUGGAUAAACAAGCCAGAGACGCAUGAACUGUUUGAUUUCUUGAAUCCUCUUAUAAAUCUUCCAGACCGUCGAACCCUUGGUGGACCAAUUUUAGAUACAGCUGUUUCUAUAUAUAAUAAUGGAAUGUAUGAAGCUCUUCAUGAGGAUAAAAUUGGUACUACUUUAACAUUUGACGGGUGGACGAACGUUAAUAAUGAACAAUUAAUGGGUGUAAUGAUAGUAACUUCUGGAGGGAAACCCUAUACCUGGAAGGCGGUAGAUGUUAGUGUAGAGAGGGAAAGUUACAUUAAUGUAAUGGAAAAAACAAAAGGAAUGAUUGAUGAAUUAAAAAACUUAAAUAUAAAGAUCAAUGCAAUUGUUACAGAUAGUGCGGGGCCAUAUGCUGCGGCUAGGCGAAGAUUAAGGCUUAAUCACAGAGAUAUUGUAUUCAUCCCCUGUUAUGCGCAUCAAUUAAAUCUUUGCAUAGGUGAAGUUUUUAAGGAAUCGACGGAUUUAAAAAAUACAAUGGAUCAAGCGAUUCAGAUAGCAAUAUAUUUUAAGAAUGCAAAUAAUAAAUAUUUUAUAGGACAAUUACGUGAUCAACAAAAAAUAAUCUACAAAAAGUAUUAUAGCAUAGCAAUUCCGAGUGAAACCAGAUGGAAUAGUUACUAUCAGCUUGUAACUAGUCUUUUGAGAACCAAGAAAGCAUUAGAG